AUGAUGCAGCACCCACAGAUAGUGCACGCUGAUACGACCCGAAUGGGCAAAUGGACCGAUUUUGACGGCGUCGAGGCAGACAAACUCGGCACAUGCUCAGUCACGGCAAUUGUCAACGAGGAAGGCUUUCUACUCUCAAAUACUUCCUCGGAUGGGUUUAGGGAGAUCCCUGCUGCAGAGAGGUUGUGUGCACUCUACAAUGGGAACAAAACGAUCUUCGGAAACAAGCCUGUGAAUGUGUGGAUUGUGUACGAGCAGGAAAACGCCGUCAAGGGACGGGGUAUCGGGAAGGUUAUGGAGAGAAUCCGGCCUGCUCGGGUUUUCGAACAGGUGUACAACGGGGAAUCUUUCAUGAAUCGGCCGAGUGAAGAAGGUGCGAGGUUUUGUCUGAAGUUGGUGGGUGGUACAGUCGUGGCUACUAUGCGUCGGCAGGAUGGUGGUGGGUCUCCCAUCCCGAUUUCUGGGGAUGGGACGACUGUGGUGUGUCGAUAG
This is a messenger RNA of Penicillium expansum, 492 nucleotides long. RefSeq lists its product as uncharacterized. The record is from RefSeq and is a predicted model, not a curated record. The transcript has a single exon. Lineage: Eukaryota; Fungi; Ascomycota; Eurotiomycetes; Eurotiales; Aspergillaceae. The coding region runs from base 1 to 492 and encodes 163 amino acids.